Molecule: messenger RNA, 2134 nt
Organism: Chara braunii
Lineage: Eukaryota; Viridiplantae; Streptophyta; Charophyceae; Charales; Characeae
Source: the annotation of a GenBank genome assembly
GGGGGAGUGUGGGUUUAGGUAGGACGAUGUCUCAGUGUGGGUUUAGGUAGGACGAUGUCUCGAGUGACUGAAUCCAAAGAAGACACUCUUGGUCGGGAGGAGGAAGAGGAAGUAGAGGAGGAUGAGGAGGGUGAGGAGGGUGACGAGGGUGAGGAAGAAAUAGAUGAGGGUGAGGAGGGUGACGAGGAUGAAGAAGAUGGAGACGAGGAAGAAGACGAAGAUGUCUUCGAGCGGACUGCUGAAGAAGAAAAGGUGAAAAGAAUUGUGAACAUCGACAAGUUUUUGAAGAGCGCAAAGCAGUCCGAGGAAUUAUCUCUUGCCUAUGCGGGCUUAUGUGCGAAAUCGAAGAAGAAAACGUUCGCGAUGCCCCCAAAGCCCGCGAAAGAUGCGGGCUCAUGUGCGAAAUCGAAGAAGAAAGCGUUCGCGAUGCCCCCAAAGCCUGCGAAAGGCAAGAAGAAAGCGGAGGAGCCAAAGUCUGCAAAGGGAAAGAAGAAAAUGGCAGAGAAGAAUUCCGCGAAAGGGAAGGACCACACGAAAGAAAAAUUGUCAGUGACGAAGGAGCUUACUCCUAACGACGAGGUUGAGAAGUUCUCUCAAAUGUGGGAGGAAUUAAAAGAGUCGAAUGACAAGAAGCUUGACGCCAACUCGUUCACCCUUCCAACGUCCUGCCUCCUUCGACCUCUUGUGACUCGUACGAAGGAAAAUGUGGAUGUCGACAAACUGCUCGCUGGAAACUACAGUGUUUUAGUGCUACGUAGGGGACACACAAGGGAGGCCAAAGAACGUCUUAGGAACCUUCACCCGACUGUCUCUCCUUUCCAAAAGGCGAAUUGUUUCAUGUACUUCGGCCUCACCGCCCUGGAAGCUCGUAAGAUCGCGCACGAGCACAAUCACAUUGCAGGUUUCCACAAGGACUUCAGUUUCAUCCAGAAACUGAAAUGUUGGCGUGCGGUGUUUGAAUCGAUGAGAUACCAAAAGAAUGACGCUACGAAGACUGUAUGCUUGCAGGAAUUUGGAUUUUCAAACCCAGACAAAGAUCUUUUGCAGAGGUUGGAUCCACAUUUCCAGGUCUGCAUGCGGUCCAAGGAAGUGUGGGUCCUUCAGCUGCAGAUAUUCGAGAUGUGGUUGAAAGGGGAUUGCCCGGACCAGAAAAUGAAGGUCCCUACUGCGAAGAAGGGGAAAAUGUCCAGUGAUGAUAGCGAGGUGGGUGGCUCAGAAGGAACUCGACCGACAGCGAAGAAAAGUCGGAGGAAAUUCAAUUCUGCUGAAGCUCAACAUCAGGUGAUGCGUUUCUUUAAUCCCAGAGCGCAGGUGGAACACGGAAAAAUUGUCACUGAGCCAACUGACAUGCCACAGGCGCACUGGGUGGAGAUGGGUUCUCUUCCUGACGAGUCUGUUAUUCCCAUCCUUGAACAAGUGGCAGCAAAACAAUUAAAUUGUCUAGUGGUUGACAAAUGUCCCCGCUACAUCAAGGGAAUCAGCGCUCGCAUUCUGAAUGAUAUUGGCCCUACGAUUGAAAGAGAAAGCAGUCGCAAUGAGGCUGUGGAGGAGGAUAAGACGUACAAUUGUGCGAUCGCUGCAGAGGACACAACUGCAGCAACAACGCCAGCAGGAGCAAGUGUCGCAGCAGCACCACCAGCAGCAGCUGAACGAGCAGCAGUACCAGCAGCAGCACCAACAACGACCUCUGUAGGAGCAAGUGCUACAGCAGCAGCACCAGCAGCUGCAGCACCAGCACCAGCAGCAGCUGAACCAACAGAACUAGCAGCAGCAACACGCUCAACACUCGCAGCAGCAGUGCCACGACCACAAGCAGUUGAACCACCUGCAGCGGCAGCAGCAACAGAAAUACCACCAGGAGCAGCAGCUGCAGCAACAGCGAGCGCACAAGGGACAGCGAGCGCGCCAACAACAGCGGGAGCAGGCACAGGGGGACCUGCACACAGCCAAGACUCCUCACUCAGGAUGACAACGAGGGCAAGGAAACGGAAGCUCGCCGGUGACGAGGUUACAAACCCACGCGCCAAAAAGGGUGUUAUUGCAUCAGGGGCAAGCACAAGGGAGUCCGACGGAAGCAAAAGUUAGUCGAGACAACUUCUAGUCCUCUUCUACUCUGAAUUGCAGUUUACAGUCC